CCCGAAUUUAAACGAUCCAAUUCCUCCGCUGUCUCUGUUCCCUUCCUCUUGGUGUGCGACUCAAGACUCCCGCGUAGCAUCCAUCGUUUUGUACUUCUGUUCAACAUCAUUUCUCAAUUCACUUCGGAAAUUAACAACACCGACAAAUGGAAGCCAAAAUUGGGAAAUUCUUCGACUCGGUCGGCGGCUUCUUCACCGGCGGCGAUCAGAUUCCGUGGUGCGACCCCGAUAUCAUCCGUGGUUGUGAGCGUGAGGUUGCUGAGGCUGAGAAAGGUGGUUCUGAUGAACUUAAAGCUGAAUGCAUUAUGCGCUUGUCAUGGGCGCUUGUUCACUCAAGACAACCUGAAAAUGUUCAGCGUGGGAUAGCAAUGCUUGAAGCUUCUUUGGCCGGCAGUAGUAGCCCACUGCAAAUGAGGGAAAAGAUGUAUCUUCUGGCUGUUGGGUAUUAUAGAAGUGGGGACUAUUCAAGGAGCAGACAGCUUGUUGAACGUUGUUUGGAGAUUGCGCCUGACUGGAGGCAGGCCUUGACCAUUAAGAAAACGAUUGAAGAUCGAAUUAAAAAAGAUGGAGUGAUUGGCAUAGGCAUUGCUGCUACUGCCGUUGGAGUUUUGGCUGGUGGAAUUGCAGCAGCACUGUCUCGUAAGAAAUAAUCUAACCUUGUAACCCACCUAUGUGCUUGACAAAUCCACCUGUGUGUGUGUAUUCCUGAAUCACAUUCUGUGAGUGCCCGGUACUAUCUUUAGCUUUUUUUUUUCUCCUUGUACAACUCGCCUGAGAGAACAAAGAUAUCUGAAAAGUGGAACAUACUUUACUGUAUCUUUUGUUUUGUGCUUUAUGUUUUUAUAUAGAACAGUUUUACCAGAAAUGGUCUUCCAUACUGCCUUCAUGUGUUGCUUUGCUUCGGUAUUCUAAUUUUAAUGGAUUACUUGGAUAAAUAUUUUGCAAAGCUUUG
This is a messenger RNA of Ilex paraguariensis (yerba mate), 952 nucleotides long. The record is from the annotation of a GenBank genome assembly. NCBI's taxonomy places the organism in Eukaryota, Viridiplantae, Streptophyta, Magnoliopsida, Aquifoliales, Aquifoliaceae.